Messenger RNA from Plectropomus leopardus (leopard coralgrouper), 2069 nucleotides. RefSeq names its product solute carrier family 38 member 7 (gene slc38a7). NCBI's taxonomy places the organism in Eukaryota, Metazoa, Chordata, Actinopteri, Perciformes, Serranidae. Gene Ontology annotation, biological process: amino acid transmembrane transport. The record is from RefSeq and is a predicted model, not a curated record. Gene Ontology annotation, cellular component: membrane. Gene Ontology annotation, molecular function: L-glutamine transmembrane transporter activity; L-asparagine transmembrane transporter activity.
GCUGCCCAAACACAGACGCCAGCAGUCGCUACCUGAAGGCUGUUCGUCACUGAAGAUUACUGAAUGGCUCCACUAUCAUACUGACUCUGGUGAUAACCUCAGCUGCCUCCUGACUGUUGUGGAUCAUAACAUACUGGACAUUUCUGAUCAGCAUUUCCUCAACGUGGAUUCAGAGAGGUGGAGACUAGUUUUCUUGGUGGCGUAAGGCUUGGCAGGCCGAGCCUACUGACUCAUGGCGAUUAACACUGAUGUCGAGGACUGGGGCGGAGUUGGGAGUAAUGACUCCGGUGAAAGAGCGUGGCUCCUGCAGAGCCCCAGUGUGGAUUCUGUCCGGCAUCUUGACACGGACACUGGUGGGAGCGGAGGGGUGUCGUCUUGGGCAGCGGUCUUCAUCGUAGUGAAUGCAGCUCUGGGAGCAGGUCUACUCAAUUUCCCUGCAGCCUUCAAUAUGGCAGGAGGAGUGACUGCAGGAGUGAUGCUUCAAAUGUUUAUGCUGAUCUUCAUAAUCAGUGGACUGGUGAUCCUGGGCUAUUGCUCCCAGGUCAGUAAUGAAAGCACCUAUCAGGAGGUUGUUCGGGCCACUUGUGGGAAAGUGACAGGAAUCAUAUGUGAAGUCGCCAUUGCUGUCUACACCUUUGGGACUUGUAUUGCGUUCUUUAUUGUCAUUGGAGACCAGCUGGAUCGCUUGGUGGAUGCAGUGGAUGUUGACACACAUGAUCCAGUCAGGGGCGACUGGUACACUGACCGCAAGUUUACCAUCUCUGUUACUGCAGUCCUUAUUAUUCUUCCCCUCUCCAUUCCCAAAGAGAUUGGCUUUCAGAAGUAUGCAAGUGCACUGAGUGUGAUGGGAACCUGGUAUGUGACCAUUGUGGUCAUUAUAAAGUACAUCUGGCCAAGUAAAAAUAUGACUCCAGGCUACAUUCCUGACGGUUCUGCUUCCUGGACUGCAGUUUUCAAUGCAAUGCCCACCAUAUGCUUUGGUUUCCAGUGCCACGUCAGCUGUGUGCCAGUGUUCAACAGCAUGAGCAGAAAAGAGAUCAAACCUUGGGGAAUAGUAGUCACUCUCAGCAUGAUAAUCUGCCUCUUUGUCUACACAGGAACAGGUGUCUGUGGCUUCCUUACAUUUGGCUCAAACGUCAGUCAGGAUGUCCUGAUGUCGUACCCUCCGGAUGAUAUUGCAGUGGCCAUCGCAAGAGCUUUCAUUGUCAUCUGUGUCAUCACCUCCUACCCUAUUUUACACUUCUGUGGCAGGGCAGUUAUUGAAGGACUUUGGCUGCGUUUUCAAGGCGAGCAGGUGGAGGUGUGUGUGCGCCGUGAGCAGAGGAGGAGGAUCCUGCAGACGCUGGUGUGGUUUGUUGUCACCCUCAUCCUCGCCCUCUUCAUCCCAGACAUUGGUCGGGUGAUCUCGCUGAUCGGAGGAUUGGCCGCCUGCUUUAUCUUUGUCUUCCCAGGUUUGUGUUUGAUUCAAGCCAAGCUGUCUGAGACAGACAGCAGAACUUCAAGUUGGCAUGGAUUGGUGGUCUUAGGUGUUGUCAUGGUUACGAUUGGAGCUUUCAUCUUUGGCCUCACCACGUCCAACUCCAUCUAUAAAGACGUUGUCAGCUAAAAGGAAGUUUCAUCAGCUGUGUUUAAGACAGAGGGGGGGCCUUAGUCCUGUGCUGCUAUACUGAACUAUGGUGGAGAAGCAUCUCAUGACACUCAUUUAAAAAAUCCUCUCCAGCAUGUCACGUCCCUGCUCCGUACUGAGUUGAAGCGCCUCAGUCAGUCAGAGCCACCCAACAGCGCCAUACAACCUCAGACACUUUGCCUUUUAUUUAAUGUACAGUAUAAAUUGCAUGUUUUAUGAUGGUUUUAACCUGCAGUGAAAACCGUCUCUGACGGAUCAGGGACAGCGGGGAGCUUCCUCCGUCUCUGGACCCUGUAGGGGCGUCACAUUCCUGUCCUGUUUACAAGAGCUGAAGGACUUUGUAUAGAAAGGUCUUACAAUCAAAUUGAUUUUAAUAAUGAAAUUGUACCAAUUUGUGUAUUUAAACUUGCAUGUCGAAGUAAAUGAUUCUUAUUGAAGAUGA